Molecule: messenger RNA, 4159 nt
Organism: Hypomesus transpacificus
Lineage: Eukaryota; Metazoa; Chordata; Actinopteri; Osmeriformes; Osmeridae
Gene: myo1eb
Product: myosin IEb
Exons: 27
Coding region: 293-3619 (1108 amino acids)
Biological process (GO): actin filament organization; vesicle transport along actin filament
Cellular component (GO): plasma membrane; vesicle; cytoplasm
Molecular function (GO): ATP binding; actin filament binding; microfilament motor activity
Source: RefSeq, a predicted model, not a curated record
GUCCACACAUGCCGCUAUUAAGCAGACGUUUCGGUGAUCUUAUACUCGUACCCCACCUCCUUUUGAAUUUUCUACUGUUUUCACUCGUUUGAAGAGCGUUUUAGAUGUUUGUAAGAUUUUUUUUUUUACUGUGACAUUCAUAUAAUGGACGAUAAAAAUUUUACGUUUUAGCAGCUUUAAAAUGAAAUGACAAUCAACUUGCCUCGAGGGACGCUCCUUGGACAGCUCGAGGAAGGGAAGGUGAAUUUCUUAGCAUUCACGCACUGAAGCAGGAAGUUGCAAAGAAGAGAUAAUGGGGAGUAAGGAGCGUUACCAUUGGCAAACCCAGAAUGUCAAGGUCAGCGGGGUGGACGACAUGGUCCUGCUGUCAAAGAUCAAUGAAGAAGCCAUCACGGACAAUCUCAAGAAGAGAUACAUGGACGACUACAUCUUUACAUAUAUAGGACCCGUGCUGAUCUCAGUCAACCCCUUCAAACAGCUGCCAUACUUCACUGAUAGAGAGGUGGAGCUGUACCAAGGAGCUUCCCAGUAUGAGAAUCCCCCUCACAUCUACGCCCUGGCCGAUUACAUGUACCGCAACAUGAUGAUCGACUGUGAGAACCAGUGUGUCAUUAUCAGUGGUGAGAGCGGAGCUGGAAAGACAGUAGCAGCCAAGUACAUCAUGAGCUACAUCUCCAAAGUGUCAGGUGGAGGGGCCAAAGUUCAGCAUGUGAAAGAUAUCAUUCUUCAAUCCAACCCUCUGCUGGAGGCCUUUGGGAAUGCCAAGACAGUCCGCAACAACAACUCCAGUCGCUUUGGGAAGUAUUUUGAGAUCCAGUUCAGUCGGGGAGGAGAGCCGGACGGAGGGAAGAUCUCUAACUUCCUGUUGGAGAAGUCCAGGGUGGUGUCUCAGAACCAGGGGGAGAGAAACUUUCACAUCUACUACCAGGUCUUAGAGGGCGCAAGUAAAGCGCAGAGGGAGAACCUGGGUAUCACCACGCCAGAUUACUACCUCUACCUCAACCAGUCCGGCACCUACACUGUAGAGGACGUCAAUGACAAGAAAGAGUUAGCAGACACCAUGGAGGCCAUGUCUGUUGUGGGUCUGUCCCUGGAUGAGCAGGACACAGUGUUGCAGAUCGUAGCAGGCAUCUUGCAUCUGGGCAACAUUGCCUUCCGAGAGGAGGGCAACUAUGCUGUGGUGGAGAGUGAGGACUUCCUGGCUUUCCCAGCCUUCCUGUUGGGCAUUUCCCAGGAGGGCCUGAAGAACAAGCUGACCAGUCGCAUCAUGGACAGCAAAUGGGGGGGCAAGACUGAGACGAUCGCCGUCACCCUCAACACGGAGCAGGCCUGCUUCACACGCGACGCCCUCUCCAAGGCCCUCUACUCCCGUCUCUUCGACUACCUUGUGGACUCUAUCAACAAGGCCAUGCAGAAAGACCAUGAGGAGUUUAACAUUGGUGUGUUGGACAUCUAUGGCUUUGAGAUCUUCCAGCAAAACGGCUUUGAGCAGUUCUGCAUCAACUUCGUUAACGAGAAGCUGCAGCAGAUUUUCAUUGAGCUCACACUAAAGGCUGAGCAGGAGGAGUAUGUACAGGAAGGAAUCAAGUGGACCCCGAUCGAAUACUUCAACAAUAAAAUAGUGUGUGACCUCAUCGAGUCCAAACUGAAUCCGAUUGGCAUCAUGAGUGUCCUGGAUGACGUGUGUGCCACCAUGCAUGCCAAGGGCGACGGCGCUGACCAGAUGCUGGUCCAGAAGCUCCAAUCCCAGAUUGGCACCCAUGAACACUUUAACAGCUGGAAUAAAGGAUUCAUUGUUCAUCACUACGCGGGAAAGGUGUCGUACACAGUCAGUGGCUUCUGUGAGAGGAAUCGGGAUGUGCUUUUCCCUGACAUCAUCGAACUGAUGCAGAGCAGCGAAUUUGUCUUCAUCAAAGACCUCUUCAAAGAAAACCUUGAGGCAGAGAAGAAGGGCCGUCCAACCACAGCUAGCAACAAGAUCAAGAAACAAGCAAACACCCUGGUGAGCACGCUGAUGAAAUGCACGCCACACUACAUUCGCUGCAUCAAGCCCAACGAGACCAAGAAACCGAGAGACUGGGAGGACUCGCGAGCCAAGCACCAGGUGGAGUACCUGGGCCUACGCGAGAACAUCCGAGUGCGCAGGGCGGGCUACGCUUUCCGGCGGCCCUUCGCUAAGUUUCUGCACAGGUAUGCCAUCCUAACCAAGGAGACAUGGCCCAAGUGGCAGGGGGAGGAACGGCAGGGUGUUCUCCACCUGCUGAAGUCUGUCAACAUGGACCAGGACCAGUACCAGCUGGGCAAGACCAAGAUCUUUAUCAAAGCCCCAGAGUCAUUGUUCCUGCUUGAAGAGAUGCGGGAGAGGAAGUUCAACGGCUACGCCCGUGUCAUCCAGAAAGCCUGGCGCAAACACAUUGCUGUGCGCAAGUACGUCCGCAUGAGGGAGGAAGCAUCCGACAUCCUGUUGAACAAGAAGGAGAGAAGGAGGAACAGCCUCAACCGCAACUUUGUGGGUGACUACAUAGGCACAGACAACCACCCCGAGGUCCGCCAGUUUGUGGGCCGCCGUGAGAGGAUUGACUUUGCGGACGUGGUCGUCAAAUAUGACCGCAGAUUCAAGACUGUGAAGCGUGACCUCAUCCUGACCCCUAAGUUCUUGUACAUGAUUGGUCGAGAAAAGGUGAAGCAAGGCCCAGACAAGGGGCAGAUCCGCGAGGUUCUGAAGAGACAGAUUGAGAUUGACAAGAUCCAGUCCAUCUCUCUCAGUACUUUGCAGGAUGACUUCUUUAUCGUCCAUGAGGAGCACUAUGACAGCGUCCUCCAGAGCAUCUUCAAGACUGAGUUCCUUAGUCUGCUCUACAAGCGCUAUGAGGAAAAGGCCCUCCGGAAGCUUCCUCUCAAGUUCAACAACCUACUGGAGUUUAAGGUGAAGAAAGGUGGCUGGGGUCCCUUUGGGGCAGCAGGCUCCAGACAAAUCCAGUUCCAGAUGGGCCAGGGAGACGACGUGGUUGUCAAGCCCAGCAGUAAGGUCCUUGUAGUCAGCAUCGGACCCGGACUUCCCAAGAACUCCAGGCCGACACGCAGGGACAACAGGAAAAGUCGCUACAUGGACAAACAGACCCCUGGAUCUGGACAGUACUCACGCGGCUCCCCCAGGACUAGAGGUGGGAGCCGUGCUGGAGGUGAUCGCCAGGGCGGCCGUCCUCCCUCGUCCAGGAGUUCAAUGCUGCGUCAGCAGGCCAGUAUGGAUCAGCCUAGCCUGCCUCGACACCAGGGCUCCCGGCAGCCCUCCAAGCGCUCCAACAACAGCAACCUCGGCCAGGCCGACAUGGGCUUCAUGGGAGUACCUGAUCAGGGGGUGGCUGGUCUUCAUCGUCGACGUUCAAAGGAGUACAAGCCUCCCCCAGGAGCUAACCGCCCUAAACCAGCUCCCAGGCCUAAACCUCGCACCCCGCAGUGCAGGGCGCUCUACGCCUACGAUGCUCAGGACACAGAUGAGCUGAGCUUCAACCCAGACGAUGUCAUAGAGGUCCUCACUGAAGAUCCCUCGGGCUGGUGGUAUGGUCGUCUGCGAGGGAGAGAAGGCAUGUUCCCUGGAAACUAUGUUGAGAAGAUCUAGUUGAAAGCAUUUAAAGUGGAUGCUUUAUUCUAACACAAACAGUUGACACAAAAACAACAGGACUUUACAUCAUGGAAUCAUGGUCUUGCCAAAAACGAAACAUUCUGCAGUGUACUCCCAAUGUUUUUUUUUUUAAGGGGGGUCUAUUUUAGCAAGGAAAAUGUUAAAAACCAUAUUGAGCACUUUUAAAUAUACCCUUUAGACUGGUUUAAUGGAAAUUCAUUUGUUCAAUCUGGUUUGCCACAUUUCUAUAUAAAAGCAAAUAUGGGUCACGUAGUCCUUGAAGCUGGAAUACAUUUUGUUUUUCUAUAACCAUAUCAAACAAUUGUUUGUAUGUGGUACUAUAUGUAUCAAAUUAACACAACUAUGGUAUAGCAAAGUAAGUCAAGUGAGCUUUAGCAUCCUGCACAACUUGAAAUGUAUAUCGACAUUACAGUUACUAUUACGUCAGUUGUUAAGAUUUUAUUGUUCAGCAAAAACAUGUUUUAUUUGAUUGUAUAUUGGCUAGAAGAGCAUAAAAUAAAGACGUUUAGAUGAUUA